AUGUUUUGCGUCGUGAUCAUUGAAAAUCUUACUAUUGUGCAUAUAGCCACACCCCAAUCAAACCGAUCUUUGUCAUAUAUUCUCAUAAGUAAAAUCAGAUUAUCCAUUUCAUGGAUCAAAACAACUACUGAUCUUGUUUUGAAUCUAUUCAACAAUCCACAGAAAACUAAACGUUCUCUACCAGAAGAAGCCGAAUGCGGUUCUUUGGAAGGAAUUAAAUGCUGGCUUCGUGAAGGUGCAGAUAUUAAUGCUCCUGAUGCUUAUGGUUAUACACCACUGAUGAACGCUGCUAUGCUUGGUCGACGUGAUAUCGUUAAAGCAUUAAUCGAUGCAGGAGCUGAUAUCCAAAAGAAAGGUCAAUUCGGCUAUACAGCUCUUCACGCUGCCGCUCAAAAUGGCCAUCUCGAUGUAGUUCAAACGCUUGUUAAAUACGGAGCUAGUGUUAAUUGUAAAAAUGAUGAUGGAGAUAUUCCACUCAUUCUUGCUGUCCGUGGUACACAUGCUGAAAUCAUUGAUUAUCUAUUGAAAGCUGGCUCCGAUAUUCACCAAAAUGGUUGGCUCGGACAAUCAGCUGUUCACACCGCCAUUGCAACAGGAGACCAAGCAACAGCUGAUACGUUGCUAAACCGAGAAAUGAUGAUUGGCUGUUCAUGCUCAGAAUCACACCGUCAUGCACGGGAGCACCUUCGACAAGCGUCGAUGUCAUUGGAUGACUGA
This is a messenger RNA of Adineta ricciae, 717 nucleotides long. NCBI's taxonomy places the organism in Eukaryota, Metazoa, Rotifera, Eurotatoria, Adinetida, Adinetidae. The record is from the annotation of a GenBank genome assembly.